AUGUCACUAAUCUUUUUUUUAGAAUUUAGCAUUAACAUUGAAAUAAUUCAAGAAGUAACAUGGAGUAUAGUACAUAAAUAUUCAUCAAUUGUAAAUUUAAAUGGUUUAUUAGAUUCAACUAUUAUUAAUUUACUUGAUAAUGGUGAUGAUGGAGAAUUAUUUGAAUUAAUAUCACUUGGUAAAAAUUAUUAUAGAAUUCUAUAUUAUGAAGGUUAUUUUAUUUCAAGAUUAUUAAAAACUAAAUGGGAUAUAUCUUUUAACAAUUCUGGUACAAAUAUUACAAUUUCAACACCAUAUAAUAUAACAAAAUUUAAAAAUAGUGAAGAGAUUAAUGAAUUAGUUCAAUUUCCAAAAGAUGGAACUUGUAAAGUUUUAAAUAUUUUUGGAAGUGUUAUAAAAUUUAAAUCAACAUCAUCAUUACAAAGACCAGUUAAUCCAUUAGUUUUAAAUAACAACAUCUUAAUAUCAUCUUUACCAAGACCAAUAUCUGGAUCAAUUGGUAAUAUCACUUACAUUGAUUACCUUUCAGUUUUAUAUAGUUAUUUACAAUAUUAUACCCUUUAUAAACAAAAAGAUGAUUCAACAUUACAAACUAUUCAAAUUCCAACAAACUAUACAAGUAUUGAUUUUAAUUUCACAUAUGAUUCUCAAUGGUAUACCUAUUUUAGUGGAGGAGGAGGAGGUAAUAGAGAAUCUGAGAAUGAAUACAAAGUAUUUCCAUUUGGAUUUUCAAGUGGAAAUAAUUUAAACUACACUAUGAAAAUGUCUGUUCCAAAUCGUGGUUUUUCAAGUCAACAAUAUUUUAUUUUGCAAAUGACAGAUUAUGGUGGUAGUAAUGGUUUGGCAUUACAAGUUUCACAUUCAAAUUUAAUCAAUAAUAAUAAUAAUAAUAAUUUCAUACCAACUUUAAAUGAAUUUGAUACUAUUUAUUUAAAUAAUUUUAAUUAUUUAAUUAGAUUUACAAUAUCAGAUACAUAUGGUUUGAAUUUUAUUCAAGUCAAUAUUGAUAAUAAAAUAAUUAAAUUUUAUGUAGAGUCAUUGGUUUUUGGUGAUAUUAAAAAUGGUGUUUUCGAAAUAUUUUAUGAUGUCAUUAAAUAUGGUUCAACAAGUAAUUCAUAUUAUUUUUAUAAUCAUUUAGAUAAGUCAUCGUUAUUUAACCAAAAUCAACCUUUCUCUAUUGAAACUCCAAAUUUAAGAAUUAAUUUACCAACUAUAGAACAAAAUGUUAAUUAUUUAAAAGAUGUAAAAGAUAUUUCUUUUAUGUUUAAUGAUGUUGAUAUUACAGAUCAAAUAGUUGAUAAUAUAAUGUAUUUUAGUUUUAAUAAUAUAGAUAAUUAUAAGAAUUUACCAAUUCGUUUUACAUUAAUCGAUCCAAGAACAUUACAAGAUAGUGACUUCUAUAAUGGAAUUAACUUUGAAGUAUUUAAUACUUUAAAUUCAGUUUACAGCUUUGCAAUUUGGGAUGAAAUCAAUUCAAGAUUUUAUAUUAAAUUUAAAAUACCAGCAAAUACAUCACCAGGUGUUUUAGAUUGGAUGUUGGUAUUUAAUAAAGAGAAUCAUUUUCUUAAUACUCAAUUACCUGAUGAAUACCAAUUAAGAAUUGAUAAUACAAAAUUCGAUAGUUAUGGUCCAAUAGUUACAAUUAUAGUUAAAUAUCAAGAUCAUAGCUUGACAACAACACUAGGAUGGUUAUUUACAAUUGAAGAUGAAAUUAAUGGUUUCAAAGAUGGAUAUGUUACUAUUAGAGGUUCAGUAGAUAGUUCAUUAUAUAAUUAUACAUUGGAAUUAAGUGAUAUGGUAGUUGGUAGCGGUGAUAAAUGGAAAGGAGAUUAUAUAAUAAGUAUACCAUAUAUUUUAAACGAUUUUGUAUUUCAAAAUUACGAAAUUUAUUAUGCAGUUCUCAUUGAUUCAUUUGGUAAUAGAAAUAAAUAUUAUAAACGUCAAACAAAUUUUGAUUUAAAUCCACCAAAUUACAAGGACUCAAGUGCGAAUCCAUUUAUUAAUUAUCUUAAUGAUAUGUCAAUAUUACAAGUUUCAACAUUAAAUAUGUGUAAUCAAAUUGAUUCACCACUACCAGAGUUAAAAAGAUUUUGGGUAUCAAGAUCAUCUAUUGAUGUUGGGUCAUUAGAUAGAUUAAUAACGUUUGAUUUUGAUGCACAUGAUUUAGACGGUUUAAAAGAUGACCAAUAUCCAAUAGUUUAUAUAACAGAUAUGAAUUCAAGAAUUCAUGAAUGUAUAUCAACCAUUGUUACAAAGAAUAGAACAGAUAUUGAAUACACAUGCACAAUGGAAGUACCAAUUGGAUUUUCACACUGCAACCAACUAUUCUAUCAAAUACUUUUACUAUUUUCCCAAAAGUUUAUUAUUUUAAUUACUCGGUACCAACUCCAACUCCAACACCAACACCCACUCAAACUCAAACUUCAACUCCAACUUAAACACCAACACCAACUAAUAAACCUCAAAUUUGUUUAG
Molecule: messenger RNA, 2475 nt
Organism: Dictyostelium discoideum AX4
Lineage: Eukaryota; Evosea; Eumycetozoa; Dictyosteliales; Dictyosteliaceae
Exons: 4
Coding region: 1-2475 (824 amino acids)
Source: RefSeq, a predicted model, not a curated record